GUAUACAUACAGUAGCUGGAGUAUAAAAUUUGAUCGUGUGUUUAUCAUUUUGUGACAGCCAAUGUGCUACUGCUUUGGUUAAAGCAAGAACUAGUUUGACUAGUGACGAUUAGCUUCUAUUAAGUUCAUUGAUGAAUUACACGUUUUAGGAACGUACCUUCAGUUGAUGAUAAUUCACACCGUACUUGGUUCGGGGAAAUGUCAGUUUUUUCUCACUUAUAUACUUCCAACAAUACAGUUUCCUCAAUUUGUGAGAGGAACGUAUUUCCAUAUUUAUUAAGCAUUUCCCCGUAAUAUAAUUAUUUGCAUGGAAAACAUUACUUUAAACAAUGGAGGACACAUUGAAAAGUAAACAUCACAGUCGACGGAAAAGGAAAUCUGAAAAGAUGACAGUAAGAGGAUCUAUAAAGGAAGACACUACUGACAGAAGUGGUAGCUGUGUGCUUAAUCAGAAAUGUACAUCUUCCCACAUGAGGUCACCUGUAUUAACUGAGAGCAGUUCUCCUGGGACUGAAGUACAAAAUUGUUCUCAGUUUAUUGAACAUGAACCAUCUGUCAUCUGGGAUUCACCAGAAGCUUCACCUAACAGUAGUCCUGAACAGAAUUCCAAGAUAAUUGAUUUAAUUACACCACCACAAGGAAAGUGUCUCCCAACAAAGAAACCUGUCACCAGUAAACCAACAAGGAAGUUGCCAGUAGCAGCGUCUCCUUCGUUUUUGACAAAAUUGCAGGAUCUCUCCGAACAGUAUAAAUACAGUGAAAAUGUGCACUCUGAAGAGAAGGAAGAGGAAGACAGUUUGUGUGAUGGAGAGAGUGUUCUUCAUCGUACAUCACCAAACCGUGAUACUGUUAACAGGCGAGAGACAGUUUCGUGCACUUUACUGGUAAAAGAUGAUUUUGGCAUGUUGCUAGAAAAUGAUGAUGAUGAUGAUGUCAUCCUACAAUGUACCCAGAAAGUGGAAGAGACGAUAAAUGAAUUGAAACAUAAAAAUUUUGAGCUGCCUAAUGCUUCAUCAUCACCCUGUAACAUCUUUAGAAAGUCAAAUAUGGUUCAGCCAGAUGAAAGAGCAGCUUCCAACAAACAUGUUGCAAAUAUGGUGAAGGUACCAAGUGGAAAGAAGGAUGUCAGUUCAGAACUGUCACCAGCACCUAAGCCAAGAAGAUCGAGAACGCCAGGAUCUGCCAAAUAUUACAAAUUUGGCCAAUUUAUAGGUUAUGGUUCUAGAAAGUCCCCAAGAACAAAGAAAAACUUAUCUGAAUCUUUAACUCAUCAGGAAAUCCAUGAUGACUCUCUUGAAAGUGCCCUUCAGACUUUGGUAGAUGAAGAUUAUUCUUUUCUGGACACAUCAGCAGGUAGUGAUGUGAACAAAACAACAGAAAUUAAUAAAAGAGGCAGUGGCAAGAAGAAAAGUGUGUGUGACAGUCCUACAGAACGAACUGAUGUUACUAAAGUGAAAACUCGUCAGAAUGAUGUAAGAAAUUUGUCUAAUGUUUGUCGCCUUACUUCAAAAACGUUAGAACCAACAAUAAAUGAACGACCAAACACAAAAUCUAGAUUAGGGAAACCCAACAAAAAUUCAUUGGACAACCAUUGCACUCUUUUAUCUGAGAGUGGAGAUGCAUUCUUUGAAACGGCAGCUUUAGAAGAUGACAUAGUAAAUGAAACUGAAUUGGUGAAUGUAUUGGAAAUAGUUGAAUCUCAGGCAGUUACCAGUUCACCACCUUUAAGAUGCACACCAGAAGAAAUUCAGAGGAAAAGGAUAGAAGCUAAACAAAAAUUAGCCAAAAAGAAGUUGAAUUCCAAAACAAAAACCUCACUUCCCAGUGUUAUCAAGCCCAAAAGAUAGCAUACUAGUUUAAUUUUAUGGAACGUAAUGAUGAUGGAUAUUCUUUUGUAUAUGCAAUCAUUUUGGAAUAGUAUUUUUGGGUCUCACUUUUCUGUGCCCAUUGCUGAAAAUAAAUGAGAGACUGUCAUGGUAACCUUCAUACUAUGAUAUUCUAAAUGAGAGCAACAAUAUUUUUACAUUGUUAUUGAUCAGUGAGAUGUUUAAAAACUGUAACAGCAUGUACAAAGUUUUGUGCAACUGCAAAUUACUUCUUAAAAAUACAGUCUUUUCAUAUGUCGUGUUGUGUUGUUACCUGGAGGUAUUUGUAACUUUUUUAAAUAGUAUGUACAUAGAAAAUAUCAUUAUGUUAAUUAUGGUUUUUUGUUACAGGUGUAUUUUCUAACACUGUACUUGUUGAAUUAAUUCAUCAUUGUUUACUAUAUUGCCUGAUUUUUCUGGGUGUG
Schistocerca cancellata (South American locust) is the source of this 2290-nucleotide messenger RNA. RefSeq lists its product as uncharacterized. The record is from RefSeq and is a predicted model, not a curated record. The coding region runs from base 330 to 1847 and encodes 505 amino acids. Lineage: Eukaryota; Metazoa; Arthropoda; Insecta; Orthoptera; Acrididae. The transcript has 6 exons.